Trichoderma atroviride IMI 206040 is the source of this 1470-nucleotide messenger RNA. RefSeq lists its product as uncharacterized. The record is from RefSeq and is a predicted model, not a curated record. NCBI's taxonomy places the organism in Eukaryota, Fungi, Ascomycota, Sordariomycetes, Hypocreales, Hypocreaceae. Gene Ontology annotation, molecular function: oxidoreductase activity, acting on paired donors, with incorporation or reduction of molecular oxygen; iron ion binding; heme binding.
AUGGCUUGGGUUCUCCCACUCGCUGCUCUGGUGCUGGGACUUGGCUACACUGCCUGGCAUUGCAUUUACAACCUCUACUUCCACCCACUUCGCAGGUUUCCCGGCCCCAAAUUUGCGGCCAUGUCAUUUAUCCCAUACUCUCUCAUCUUGACUGGCGGCGAAGGCCACCACAAGAUAUUAGCCCUGCACCUCAGAUACGGCCCCAUUGUUCGCGUAGCGCCCAACUUCCUUUCAUUCAACCACCCAGACGCCCUCAACGACAUGCGCGGCCACCGCAAGGCCGGCCAGCCUGAGCACGGCAAGGAUCCAAUACGCCGAGUCCCAAACGUCCACAACAUCAUUGGCGCAAAUCGCGAGGACCAUUCGCGUUUUCGAAGGAGUUUGGCCCAUGGAUUUUCUCAUCAGGCCAUGCUGGAUCAGGAGCCCAUCAUUGGCGGCUACAUCGACCAGCUGAUGGAUCGACUGAAACGGGACUGCGGCAAUGGAACGCAGCAAAUCGACAUGGUCCGCUGGUUCAACUUUACGACGUUUGACAUUAUUGGUGAUUUGUCUUUUGGCGAGCCGUUCGACUGCCUCCAAAACUCUGAUUACCAUCCUUGGGUUUCGCUCAUCUUCCAGUCUGUCAAGAACCUCGUCUUCAUGGCAGCGAUACGAUACUUUCAGAUUUUCCCAAAGUUCUUCCAAAGAUUUGCCAUACCCAAAGAUAUUGCUGGCAGAUUCGCCGAAAAUAUGCAAUUAUCUGGAAUGAAGGUCCAAAAACGUCUCGACAGCGGCUCGGAUCGCCCCGACUUUAUUACUUCAAUGACGGCCAAGCGCAAUGGAUCAUCGCUUUCUUUCCAAGAGCUUGCAUCAAACGCUGUAAUCCUCAUUAUAGCGGGCUCAGAAACUACAGCCACGGCAUUAUCCGCAGCAGCUUAUUACCUCGGCCUUCAUCCGGAAAUCCAAGCCAAACUUGCCCAUGAGGUGCGGUCAAGUUUCAAAAGCGCAGAAGAUGUCAACAUCACAAGCGUGCAGCAUCUAUCGUACAUGUUGGCAGUGCUGGACGAGUCGAUGCGCGUUUACCCGCCAGUUCCUGGGGGCCUGCCGCGAUAUACCGGCAAGGGAGGUGGUAUUAUUGCUGGUGAAUUCAUCCCAGAAAGCGCUCAUGUUGAUGUUUGGCAAUGGCCAAUGUACCACAAUCCAAACUACUGGACGCAGGUUGAGGACUUUAUUCCGGAGCGCUGGCUAGGCGAUCCUAAAUUCAAGGACGACAAGAGAGAUGCGUUUCAGCCAUUUUCUACAGGACCUCGCAACUGUAUUGGUAAAAAUCUUGCCUAUGCCGAAAUGCGCCUCAUCUUGGCUCGUGUCAUUUUGGAGUACGAUAUUACGCUUGCUGAAGGCACUGAGGGCUGGGAUAAUAGAAGCAAGUCGUAUACCCUGUGGGAAAAGGGUGAGGUGAAUGUUUAUCUGACUCCUCGUAAGGUGGAGUAG